AUGCUGAGCGGAUCCCGGGUCCUGGCUCCGGCCGCCGGGCAGCCCCUAAAGGGGGCGUCGGCGAUGAGCCCCACCGAGCCGUGGCCGCCCGGCCUCAGCAGCCCUCAGCUUGGCCCGGCCACCACCACCAGCACCUACUACACCGCGCUGUACCCGCAGACGGUGCCUCCCGCUGCGGCCGCCGGCACCUGCCUCGACACCACCCCGCACGGACCCGAGGGCCAAGCUGUCCGCUGCGUCCCCGCAGGCCGGCUGCCGGCCAAGAGGAAGCUGGACCUGGAGGGCAUCGGGAGGCCUGCGCUCCCUGAAUUCCGAAGUCCCAAGGGGAAGUGCAUCAGCGUGGAGGGGCUGCCCAGCCCCAAGACGCCCAAGUCCCCCGGGGAGAAGACGCGAUACGACACGUCGCUGGGGCUGCUCACCAAGAAGUUCAUUUACCUGCUGAGUGAGUCGGCGGACGGGGUGCUGGACCUGAACUGGGCGGCGGAGGUGCUGGCCGUGCAGAAGCGGCGCAUCUACGACAUCACCAACGUGCUUGAGGGCAUCCAGCUCAUCCGCAAGAAGGCCAAGAACCAUGUCCAGUGGGUAGGCAGGGGAAUGUUUGAAGACCCCACCCGGCCCGGGACGCAGCAGCAGCUGAGGCAGGAGCUGAAGGAGCUGACGAGCACGGAGCAGGCCUUGGACCAGCUCAUCCAGAGCUGCUCUCUGAGCUUAAAGGACCUGACCGAGGACAAGGCCAACCAGAGGCUGGCCUACGUGACGUACCAGGACAUCCGUGCUGUCGGCAACUUCAAGGAGCAGACGGUGAUCGCAGUGAAGGCGCCGCCCCAGACGAGACUGGAAGUGCCCGACAAGACCGAGGAUAAUCUGCAGAUAUAUCUGAGAAGCACCCAAGGGCCCAUCGAAGUCUACCUGUGCCCAGAGGAGGUGCAGGAGCCGGACAGUCCUGCCACGGAGCGCCUCCCCUCCCCCGCCCGCAGCCCCAGCCCUGACUCCACCCAGCCCAGCAGGGGCACCAGCCCUGGACGGGAGGAACCCACGUCAUCCUCAGCGCCAGCGCCGGUUCCCCAGCAGGUCCCGCCGCCGCCGUCGCUCGUGCCCUUGGAGGCCACCGACAGCAUGCUGGAGCUGCCGCACCCGCUGCUGCAGCAGACCGAGGACCAGUUCCUGUCCCCGAGCCUGGCCUGCAGCUCCCCGCUGAUCAGCUUCUCCCCGCCCUUGGAGCAGGAUGAUUACCUGUGGAGCCUGGAUGGGGGCGAGGGCAUCAGCGACCUCUUCGACUCCUACGACCUGGGGGACCUGCUGAUUAACUGAGUGGCCCUGCCUGCCGCCAGCAGCCCGCCCCUGUCUCUACCUCCUCACAUCGGACUGACCGGCCUCCUGCUCGCACGGGUCUGGGGGUCUCCUCCUCUCCUCUCCCACCUCCCGUCAGCGGAAGCAUCUGGGGAGAUGUGGAGGCUGGGGGUGAGGAGGGCACCAGGGGUUGGGACCUGUCCUUCCCAAAGGAAGUGGGUGGGGCCUUCUGACCUCUGACCUCUCGUGAAGGACCACAGGUGAGGCCUCCCUGCUUCCUUUUGAGGGGCGACGCGGACCCUCAGUUUGUUGAGAAUCCUGUAUUUAUUUCUGGUUGAGUUUGUGCUCCCUGAGUUUUGGCAGGGGGAUUGUUCUAGCUUCUACUAAGACCUCUCAGACAGGUUCUUCCCUGGCCCCUGGCCACUGACAGGCCUGGGCUCCCAGGGCUUCGGGCCCCCUCCCCGGUUCCCCCGCUGCCGUGGGGGCUGGGUCUCGGCUGCCAGCACUAAUUGCACUCGGGCCUCAUAAAUCUAGCACCGGGCCGCUGGCGUCUCCACCGCUCUGUCUCAUGUCUGUAGCUGAGGCCCUGGCCUGGGGUUCCAGGGUCCUUCUCAGGGCAGGUGCAAAGGGGGACAGGCAGCUGAGGGGCCACGUUCCUGUGGGAUUCCCCCCUCCUGCCUCCCCUGCCGAAGAACCUUCCAGGGGCCCUGGUCCAGGGGCCACGACACACUGAGGUGUCUCCACCAUGGGGAAGGGGGAGAUUGAAACAAACCAGCGCCUCCCUGGGAGCCUUUGGCUGCCAUGUUUGCACGGGGGGCUACUUGAAGACCCUCCCCUUCCCAGCCCACCCCCAGGGUAGAGGUAGCUUGGUGGUCUUUCAGGGAUGCCCAGCGGGUAACAGGGAGGGCCCCCCCUGCAGACUGGGCCUCGGCGGGGACAGGGGUGACAGGGAGACAGCUCGUGGUACCCCUGUAGGCUGGGAGGCCCCUGAAGUCCUCUGGCUGCACCCCAUUCCCCUGAGUCUUCCCUGUGGCCCAGCCGUGGGCAGGGGUGCUCUGGGCCGAGCCAAGGCUGUGCCUUCUGGGGACAGACAGCCAAGGGUGGUGGGCCGAGAGGCCCCCCGCCCAUCCUCAGGGAUCCGGGUUUCCUCCGGUGCUCAGUGGGGCAAGCACUGUUGUUGUGUGAAGUUUGUAGCAUUAACUUGGUUUAAAAUAUGAAGCAAGCUCCAGUGGGUGGCUCCUGAGUUGACUGGCUCAGCUGAAGUUGGGGAGGUGGGCUUAUCCAGGCUGGGACCCCAUGUAAGUGGGCGCCUGGCUGGGGGCAGCCUUGCCUUGUCCCUGGCCCCACUUCCUGGGCCCCCAAGUUCACCUCCUCCCAGGAGGGGUCGGCAGGUCACAGCUGCCCCCACUGUGGAAAUGGCACUGAUUUUGUAAGCUUUCCAGAAAUGCCUGCGACUCCCCUCGGCAGACACGAAAACCCAGCAUACCCGGGCAAGGCAGGAGCUGUCCCCAGGUGUCCCCUGGGCUGCCCCUUGGCCACGGUCCACCUCUGAGGACAGAGAUGUUGGACCUCCACGCCUUGGGCUCUGGGUGGACUUCAUGCUGUCUCCCCACACGCCCAGCCAUGGAGCCGAGCCGGACAGGGCAGCGCCUCUGCUGCGGGGCUGCACGCCCUCGGCCAAGGUCAGGCGUGGUGUGGGGAACAACCUCCUGCCUCUUUCUGGCCGUAACCCUGGAAGCCUCCAGGUCCCACGAGCGCUGUGAGGCCGCAUUUUGGGCAGUGGUCCCUUUAGGGGCCACGUGAACUUCCCAGCGAGGGCAGGAGGAAAGCCAAGUUCCUUCCGAAGAAAAAAAUGACUUCCGCCAGCAAAUGUCGCAGCCCCACCAGCAGCCCGUGGGGCUCCCAGGGACAUCAAAGGCUCAGAGGCCUAGGGAACCUGGUAGCACUAAAUUCUUAAGACCGGGGUGUGCUCCUGAGCCCCUCGCCCAGAAGGGGGUGAAAUCGAGGACCAGAGGGACACCAGAGCACUGUGUGUCUGUGGUCCCGUGGCUGCUGGCCAGGCUGCGAGGUGGGGGGACAGGGUGGGGCUGAGAGCACAGGUUCCAGGGUGUGGGUUUAACUCCGCCCUCUCCCCCCCACCCCACCCCCCUGUGUGUGCAGCCUCGGUUCUGGGGUAUUUAGAGUUUAGUGAGAGUUUGGCUGCUCUAGCCUCCUGGGGACACGUCACUUAGCACAUCUGAAGCAGAAAGCUUUUGGGGUUGUUUGGAAGUUUCCUGGUCCUUGUUGCAUCCUGAGGUCCCCACCUCCUCCUGGGACCCCGUGUCCCACAAGGACCCUUGGCGACCUGGGUGGCCACCAGCCUGGCCAGCCCGCUGGCUCCUGGGUGGGGUGAAGAAGCUGGAAGCCGUGGCACAUUUGUCUCGGGUGAGCUGGGCCAGGACUCCAUACGGGUCAUUUGCGUCCAGCCUGGCUUCACCCUGGGCCCCGCCUCCCCGAGCUCCAUGGAAGCCUUGUGUUGUGAUAAAAUGGCAUUAAAC
This is a messenger RNA of Lepus europaeus (European hare), 3827 nucleotides long. RefSeq names its product E2F transcription factor 2 (gene E2F2). NCBI's taxonomy places the organism in Eukaryota, Metazoa, Chordata, Mammalia, Lagomorpha, Leporidae. The record is from RefSeq and is a predicted model, not a curated record. Gene Ontology annotation, biological process: regulation of transcription by RNA polymerase II. Gene Ontology annotation, molecular function: protein dimerization activity; DNA-binding transcription factor activity, RNA polymerase II-specific; RNA polymerase II cis-regulatory region sequence-specific DNA binding. The coding region runs from base 1 to 1311 and encodes 436 amino acids. Gene Ontology annotation, cellular component: RNA polymerase II transcription regulator complex. The transcript is spliced from 7 exons.